UUGUUAUCAUAUUUAUUGUUUACGAGUAAGUUUACCGCACACCGUAACGGAUUCGCGUACUCUAGAACAACGGCAGUUUCGAAAUGGUGUGCGAUAAAUGUGAAAAGAAAUUAGGUGUAACUGCUACUCCUGAUCCGUGGAAACAGGGAUGCCGCAAUGCGAUCGACACGGGUUUGGUGCGUAAACAGGACAACAAGCAACUACAGACUAUUGGGAAAAUCAAAACCUUAUCUGGGUCCAAAGUGUCUUCAAAGUCUGCUCUGAAAACAGGAUCCUCUUCGGUUAUGUAUUCAUUUGGUGUAUGCAGAAUAUGUAAACAGAAAGUACAUGAACCUGGGAGGCACUAUUGUCAGAGUUGCGCAUACAAAAAAGGCAUAUGUGCCAUGUGUGGUGUACGCAUUUUGAACACCAAAUCGUACAAACAAUCUGCCACGUAAAUUUUAAAAUAUUCUUAUCAACCCUGUACUAAGUUGGAUAAUAACUUGGAUAAAUUAUUAAUCCAAAGAUAAUAUUGUUUCAGGAAUUUAUCACAUGUAAAUUAUUCAUAUUAUUAUUGUAA
Sipha flava (yellow sugarcane aphid) is the source of this 559-nucleotide messenger RNA. RefSeq names its product cysteine-rich PDZ-binding protein. Gene Ontology annotation, molecular function: PDZ domain binding; microtubule binding. Lineage: Eukaryota; Metazoa; Arthropoda; Insecta; Hemiptera; Aphididae. The record is from RefSeq and is a predicted model, not a curated record. Gene Ontology annotation, biological process: cytoplasmic microtubule organization. The transcript has a single exon. Gene Ontology annotation, cellular component: dendrite. Bases 84 to 437 code for a protein of 117 amino acids.